Molecule: messenger RNA, 1278 nt
Organism: Striga asiatica
Lineage: Eukaryota; Viridiplantae; Streptophyta; Magnoliopsida; Lamiales; Orobanchaceae
Source: the annotation of a GenBank genome assembly
AUGGGAAGUUAUAACUACAAGAAUAAGUGGUUUACCUUGAAAAAGUUGUCGAUAAGAUUAUUCAGAGUGCUCGAAUCAUUUACAGGGAAGAGAAGCAAUCCAGCUAAGGUUUUUAGUGCCCUCACUUGGAGUUGGUCAUCAAGAUCACUUCAAUCUCCUAAAGAUAGUGUAAAUUCGCAUGAAUCUAACGACCCAUGUAAGCCUGGUGCUCAUUGCAUUACUCUCCAAAAGCUUUAUUCAGAGGAGCAAAAAGUCUACAAGGAUGUUAAGGAGGAAGAAAUGGCCAAACUGGAGUAUGGUAGAAAAUCGCUAUUAUUGCAGAGAUUGCAGGAAGAGCACGAUUAUGCCAAGGCUGAGAAAACACGUUUAGCAUAUGAAAGCUUGGAAUCUUACAUAUCAUCUCUGCAAGAAUCAAUUGAGAAGUCAUCAUCGACUUUAUUGACCCUCAUAACCAAAGAGCUCCACUGUCAGCUGAUCACACUAACUUCAGGAUUGAUGCAUAUGUGGCGAACAAUGCACGAUUGCCAUGAACUCCAAAGUCAUAUUUCUGAGCAGCUGAAUCAUCUAGCUGAUCAACAGAAAAUCGAGCCGACUGCCGAGUCUCACCGUCAGGCGGCUGCUCAGCUUCAGACAGAAGUCAACUCUUGGUACCUUAGCUUUUGCAAGCUUGUUAAAUUUCAACACGAGUAUGUGAGGGCUCUCUGCAAGUGGUCCGAACUUACGCAUUAUCUGCAAGCUAUUGACGGCUCAAGAAUUGAUGACUUGAAAAAGGUCCACACUCUUGCGAAAAAAUGGCUGCAGGCACUUGAUAAUUUGCCUGAUAAGAUGGUGUCUGAGGCCAUUAAAGCUUUCUUAUCAACCGUCCACACCAUUGUCGUGCAGCAGCAUGAAGAAUGCAGCAUGCGCAAAAGAUCCCAAAGGCUAGAAAAAAAACUCGAAAGAGAGCUUGCUUUACUUUCGGAAGUUGAGAUGAGAUUUUCCAGAAACUUCUCGACCGAAGAUUCUAACUCUGUAUUGACUUCUAAUAACCACCCUUUGACAAUCAGGCGUGCAAAAGUCGAAGCAUUGAAGGUGUUAGUGAACAACGAGAAGGUUAAGUACAUGAAUUCUGUUAAAACAACGAGGGUCAUGAUUGUUAAUAGCCUGCAAAUGAGUCUCCCCAAGGUUUUUCAGGCGCUUACAGUGUUUUCGAGUGUUUAUGCCGAUAGUUUUGAGGAAAUUCUUAGUAAUGACACUGAGCGUGAAGACGUGCAGCACACUCCAACUCGUGUAAUUUAA